This is a messenger RNA of Aedes albopictus (Asian tiger mosquito), 2406 nucleotides long. Its product is annotated as gamma-aminobutyric acid type B receptor subunit 2-like. The record is from RefSeq and is a predicted model, not a curated record. Gene Ontology annotation, molecular function: G protein-coupled GABA receptor activity. Bases 1 to 2274 code for a protein of 757 amino acids. Gene Ontology annotation, biological process: gamma-aminobutyric acid signaling pathway; G protein-coupled receptor signaling pathway. The transcript has 3 exons. NCBI's taxonomy places the organism in Eukaryota, Metazoa, Arthropoda, Insecta, Diptera, Culicidae. Gene Ontology annotation, cellular component: G protein-coupled receptor heterodimeric complex; membrane.
AUGGCCAACCUCAGCCACACGCGUCGUCGUCACUCGUAUAGUAACGUCACAACAAACGACAUCUUCCUCCACAAGCUGGCCGAAAUGAACGUGACCGAACCGGUGUCGCAAUUCGCUCCCCAAACCUACGACGCGGUAUGGGCGAUCGCGUUGGCCUUACGUGGCGCAGAACGAACGUGGACACAGGUGGCCCACCGGAACCGUACCCGGUUGGCCCAUUACGACUACACGCGGUUCGACAUUGCCCAGGAACUGCUCAGCCAGUUCGACAGCCUGAAGUUCAACGGGAUCUCCGGGCCGGUUUCGUUCGAUGGAGCCGAUCGCGUGGGAACCACUUCGUUCCAUCAGAUCCAAAGCGGACGGCUGCAGCUCAUUGCGUUCUACUAUCCGAAGAACAAUUCGUUGGAUUUCGGUUGCCCCAAGUGCGGUAUGGUGGAGUGGGAAUCUGGGCAGGUGCCGAUCGCGAAGCGCAGUUUGAGGCUUCGAGUUGACACCAUUUCUCCGCUGGCGUUCUACAUGGUGGUUGUGUUGUCGGUGGUGGGAAUUGGAAUCUCGCUGUUGUUUCUUGGACUGAAUCUACACUUCAGGAAACUCAAAGCGAUCAAACUGUCCAGCCCAAAGCUGAGCACGAUCACCGUUACCGGGUGUAUACUAGUCUACAUGGCCACGAUACUACUGGGACUCGAUCAUUCAACGCUACCGUGGUCAUCGGUGACCUUCUCGUCGAUCUGCAUGGCCAGAAUCUACUUUCUGUCGGCUGGUUUCUCGCUCGCAUUCGGAUCGAUGUUUGCGAAGACAUUUCGAGUCUAUCGACUGUUCACGCACAGCGCCGGGGGACUCUGUAAGGAUAAGAUCUUGAGGGAUACUCAGUUGAUCUCGGUGAUCGGUGCAUUGCUGCUGCUGGAUGCCUGCGUUGUGUCGUUCUGGAUGGCUGCGGAUCCAAUGGAGCGACAUUUGCAUAAUCUGUCACUGGAGAUCAGUGCUACCGACAGGACCGUGGUUUUCUUGCCGCAAGUCGAGCUGUGUCGAUCGAGGCAUUACGAGAGCUGGUUGGGAACGUUGUACGCAUACAAAGGUCUCCUGUUGCUGGUGGGUGUCUACAUGGCAUGGCAGACUCGGAAUGUGAAAAUUCCGGCUUUAAACGAUUCGCAGUACAUUGGAAUUUCAGUGUACAGCGUGGUGAUCACCAGUGCAAGCGUUGUAGUCCUAGCCAAUUUGUUGUACGAGAAAGUAACAUUGGCGUUCGUGAUCACGGCAGGUUUCAUUCUGAUCUCAACGACGGCAACGCUCUGCCUACUGUUUCUUCCGAAGCUGAAAGAUAUCUUCGAUAAGGGCGAAGUGUACGAUCCAGUUAUCCACAGUAUGGGACUCAAAGUGGAAUGCAAUACCCGGAGAUUUGUGCUGGAUGAUCGUAGGGAGCUGCAGUUCCGAGUGGAGGUUCAAAACCGAGUGUACAAGAAAGAGAUCGAGAUGCUAGACGCGGAAAUCGUUCGGUUAGAAAAACUCCUCAACGAAAAGUCUUCCAGAUCUUCGUCGCGAUCAUCUGACCCGAACGUAAAACCCCUGGAAAUGUCGGACCCCAGUACGACCAGUGGAUUGCCAAUGCUGCUACUGUCCGUGCUGCCCCCGAUCAUACCACGUGCGAGUUGGCCUUCCGUCGACCCUAUGCUAUCACCAAAGAAGCGAAACGUGACCUUCAGCUCUCAGCCGCGGAUUGAACUGGGUCGCGAUCGAAUAGGCUUAUCUGGAUAUCGAUCUUCGAGUAUAGAGGAAGGUGGAGGAGGUGUGCUAAACCGAAUCUGGAACCUGUUUGGACCACGAAUGCGCAAUACUACGUCCGUUUCAACGCUUGGAGGUUUGAACUUAGCCACAGUCUUGCCUUCGAAACUCACGAUCUUUGCGGAAGUGGACGCCGAAGAUGAAGUGUCGUCUAUGAGUGAUCGUAGACGAUCGGAUGUUUUUACGAUUAACCAGACAUCCGUCGAAGACCUACGCUUGACAGGGUCCGAACCGAAAGUGAACUUCAUGUUGCCUCCUGUUGUAGUGAAUCGACGAUCCUCGAUCGUACCAACCCUUCGGGAGAGGAUCAAAGGAUCUCCCAGAUUUCCGCACAGGGUUUGCCCGACCAGCAGCAUGUCGGAAUUGGCAGGCGAACGGGCGAAGAUCGGGUUUCUAACGGUGAAGAGCUGCGAGGUUUUGCAACGUAACAAUAACGAUCCCAAAUCGAAGUGGAAAUCGAUGGAUUCUUUCUCGAAGAAUGUCGAGCAGUGUUGAGUUUUGAGUGGUGACAAUGUAGGACCAAUAACUCGUAUAUAACUCGGUUAACAUUAGCUGAUAGAUGGUUGCAACUGAGUGCUGUGUUUCAUAGAAAGCAAUAAAAUAAAAUCGAAUCAAUGGUAGUUUGUG